AUGAAUAGUGAGAAGCUCGAGUAUGGGAGCGGGUCACUUAAAGCGCCACCGCCUAUAGAUUUCUACAAAUUGAGUCUCCAAUGGCCUCCUGCCACGUGUUCCGGUGGCGUGAGAUGUGGUACUCCCAUUCCAACCGUGUUUACCAUCCAUGGUAUAUGGCCACAAGAUAUCAACGACAACCCAAUACCCGGUUACAACCGAACUUCUUAUGCUUGUUAUACUCCGCCACCCAGUUCUUCCUCAGUUCUUCCGACUGCUUUGACUCCCAUUCAAAGCAACUUAAUAUCACUAUGGCCGGACUUGAAGAACCCUAAUCGAACUGCUUACGUCUUUUGGGGACAUGAAUGGGACAAGCACGGAACAUGUUCUGAUUACCCCUAUGACCCUUUUCGCUUCUUCGACUCCGCCUUAACCCUUAGACAGGGUUUAACAAGUCCAGUUAUGGGACUUACACGAGGAAAUACUUAUACGGUUCAACAGGUUAUAAACAAAAUUCAGAACCUUACACAAGCCUUACCUGAGAUUGCUUGCAACACAAAUCGAACCACCGGAGUUGUGCAAUUAUGGGAGAUUCGUUUAUGUUAUAACAGACCGGCAUCGUCUUCGCAACUGGUUAAUACGAUUCGAAAUUGUCCACAUCAAUUGCCAGUCAGAAAUGGUACUAUCACGGGCCCCUGCAAAACCAUGUUAACUAAUGUAUACUUUCCUUAG
Messenger RNA from Hibiscus syriacus, 711 nucleotides. Its product is annotated as ribonuclease MC-like. Gene Ontology annotation, molecular function: RNA binding; ribonuclease T2 activity. Gene Ontology annotation, biological process: RNA catabolic process. Gene Ontology annotation, cellular component: extracellular region. The record is from RefSeq and is a predicted model, not a curated record. Lineage: Eukaryota; Viridiplantae; Streptophyta; Magnoliopsida; Malvales; Malvaceae. The transcript has 4 exons. The coding region runs from base 1 to 711 and encodes 236 amino acids.